Amphibalanus amphitrite is the source of this 1482-nucleotide messenger RNA. RefSeq names its product integral membrane protein GPR155-like. Gene Ontology annotation, cellular component: membrane. The coding region runs from base 160 to 1482 and encodes 440 amino acids. Gene Ontology annotation, biological process: transmembrane transport. NCBI's taxonomy places the organism in Eukaryota, Metazoa, Arthropoda, Thecostraca, Balanomorpha, Balanidae. The transcript is spliced from 9 exons. The record is from RefSeq and is a predicted model, not a curated record.
CCAACUGAUGUGAUCGGUGACUUCCUCGCAUUCUGCGAGUUCGCGUUGCGACUCGGACCUUAGGUACUUAUGUAAUUCAAGUGGUAUUCAUAUUUUGAAGGCUGGAAACAAAAGCUCCGUACUCUGGUGGUACUCAGCCCGUCCGAUGACGGAGGCGUGAUGGCGCUGCCCGUGGGUAACAGCAGCAGCGGGGGCGGCGGAGACCCGUCGCCCGACCCCAGCGGAGGCGGCGUCAUGGAGGAACUCUUCCCGGCCGUCAUCCAGUGCUUCAGCGUCACACUCUGCGGGUACCUGGCCGGCCGGUUCAAGGUCAUCUCCAGCCAUGAGGGGCGUGGCAUUGAGCUGUUUGUCGGCAAGUUCGCGCUGCCGACUCUCAUCUUCCUCUCGAUGGCCACGCUGGACUUCACCGUGGUCAACUGGAACUUUUUGUUGGCGAUCCUGCUGUCCAAGUCUGCCGUGUUCGCGGUGGUGCUGAUCGGCUGCCUGGUGGUGACGCGGCCGUCCGACUACUCCACCGGCGCCCUCUACGCCAUCUUCUGCACCCAGAGUAACGACUUCGCGCUCGGAUAUCCCAUCAUCUCUGCGAUCUACAAGGACUCCCACCCGGAGUUUGUCAGCUACCUGUACCUGGUGGCUCCGGUGUCGCUGUGCCUGCUGAACCCGGUCGGCUUCGUGCUGAUGGAGCUCUGGAAGCGGCGCCACCUCUCCCUGGCGCUGGAGAGCGGUGACGGCCCAGCUCGCCGGCGAGUCUCCGUCUGCCGGCUGGUGCUGCUCUCGCUGAAGGGCGCCUUCACCAACCCCAUCGUGGUGAUGACCGGACUGGGCGUCGUGGGGAACGUGGUGUUCCAGCACGUCAUACCCAAGGUGCUCUACAACAUCCUCAAUACGUUCUCGGAGUCGUACUCGGCCACGGCGCUGUUCAUGCUCGGCCUGCACAUGGUGACCGAGUCCAAGUCGUCGGCGCGCUCCGGCCGCUACGUCGUGCCCUUCAUCUUGAUCGGCGUCAAGUCGGUGGUGAUGCCGCUCGUCACCCGCGAGUCCAUGAGCCUGCUGCAGGGAUCCAGCACCGCCAACACAAACAUCACCAUCGAUCUGACCAACUACGCGUUUCUGUACGGAAUCCUGCCGACGGCGCCCAGCGUCCUGGUGUACGCCACGCACUACGAGACCGCCGUGGAGGUGGUGGCCAGCUCUCUGGUGAUUGGCACCUUCCUCUCUGCGCCGCUCAUGUUUGUCUCGGCCUGGAUGGUCAGUCUGUACUCGACUGUAGAGCCGUCCCAAUACAUCCAGUACAUCGACCAGUACAUCUUCGACAUCAGCACCAUCGGACUCGUCUGCUGCGUCUGGGUACUGGGAGUGUUUGUGCUGAGCGGCAAAUUCAGACGGGUGCCGCACUUCAUCACCACCUGCCUGAUCGUCUCUCAGGUGAGGAACUCGGGAUGCGCCGUGUCGGAUGGGGUCGCAGAACCCAACACCCCGUGA